CUAGGACCCUUCGUAGACCUUGUUUUAUAUCUUAUUCUACUUGUAUCAUCUGUGAUUUAUUUCAUCAUCAACUUUUGCGAUGGCGGGGUCCAUUGUGUUUGUGACAGAUAAUCAGAUUAGCGCAAAUUCGAGACACAAGCCACGAUUUAGACGACGUCGUGGCGCGUGUGAGUCGUGUAAGCGUCGUAAAGUCCGGUGUAAUGGCACAAACCCUUGCAAUCAAUGCCAAGUCAGAUUCCCGUCAAGAUGGUACAUAGUCAUCUCAGCCCGAGCUAACCAGAAGAGCAGAAAUCGUCGAUAGAAUGCUUAUAUAGCAGCUCAAGCUGGAAAGCUAACGACGGAGAUACAGAGCGUGGACCAUCAGGAUCGCCGGUGCAACAUACAAGGGGGAGUUUGACGCCUCCUCAAACGAGCCCAUAUGGUGGAAUGGCUUGUAAUGGAUCAGCGGAAGAGUCUUCGAGAUUUGAUGGCUCGGAUGCACACAGCCUUUUGAUGAGCCUCAGCAAUACUGACUGUACGACUAAUACUGAGGCAACAGAGAUGUCGCAGUGGCAGAAUUGGUUCGUUAGCGACCUACCUCUAGGGAGCGAUGUGCAACUUACAGGGACAUCUGAUGAGUCUUUGACCGACUGGUUGGACCCCCAGCUUGUCAACCCAGCAGAUACCGCGGCCAUUAUGCAAACCCUUUCGGGGGAGGAUCUAUUUAAAUCAUCCGGCCCAAGUUAUGGCAUGUCUGAGCCUCCAUCGCGGGACAGUGAUCCCGGCUUCAACACGGCGAGAAAUGAACAAAUCGCCGGUUUUAUUCAGAAGCUUCGCUCCCAGAGACCAUUCGUUUUGCGCGAUGAAAAUCCCGAGGCACCACCAGGUAACAUCAGGGGCUUUUAUGAUGCAAAGUUUAUCUCUCAAUGUUUCGACGCGUGCGAUGCAGAUCCGGAAGGUGUUCGAGUAUUAUUGGAGAGAAAAAGCAUGGAUUUGAUUGCAGACGAGAUUACAAAAUAUGCCCUGGCUGUUGACACAGAAACCUCUGUUUUAUUCCACUCCUUGAUGGCUAUUGGAUGCCAUUCUUUGAAUCUUGACCAAGGCCAUCGAGCAAUUGGCAAGGGGAAAUAUCCUGCCUCGAAGUUUUUCAAAGAAGCUUUAAAUGCGAGACAGCAUUUGCGGGACAGCCCUAGUCUUGGAGGACUUCAGGCUAUUUUGACUAUGGUAAUUCCCUCACCAGAUAUCUACCUACUUGCUAGUAAGUUCUUACACGCGCACAAGGCAUACUUCUCCGCUCGAGUCGGGGACGAUUCCACUUCGAGCUUCCUCGCCGAUGCCGCCUUUUGCGUCCAGACGUUGCAACUACACAACGCGGGUGCAAUUGAACAGAAAUACAACAGCUUCCUAGAACAACAAGUGGCCAAACGUGCCCUUUGGUUCUUAUAUUCCCUUGAGAAGCCUCGCUGCCUCGCCCAAGGCUUAUUACCGUUGAUCCACGACGACUUCGUCGACUACGAUCCUCCGCCGUCCGCAAACUAUUCGACUAGUGAGGUUGACUGGUUCGCUAUCAACGCCCGGUUUGCGAGGAUCUGUUCUUCUAUCAUAAAGGAGCGACUUGGAUGCAAAUUGGGUCGCACACCAUCACGACGCGGAAAAGACCGUGCCUCUGAGUAUAGCGCAAGCUCGGUAAUAAAGAGGCUUGAAUCUCUUUUGGAGGAGUGGAGAGAUGAUCUCCCCUUUGCCGGCGAUUUUGACGCAACCCGGUCUGACGAAUUUGCGGCGUCAACGUGUGCAGAGAGACGUCACAGGAUUAAGUGCCUGAACAAAUACUGGUCCGCCAUCAUUGCAACACAUUCAGGACAGGCGCGUGGUGUAGCCGAAGAUGGCGGUGCAGGUGUCCGAUUGAGUAGGGCAAGAUGCAUUGACGCCGCCCAAGCAAUUUUGCAGAAUAGCCACUACGUCACCUCGACCGACAUUUUAUCUGAUAUGUACGUUCUGGGGAGACCAAGUGUGUCAUUAUCAACUGCAUAGGCCAUUUCAUCUUUCCUAUCCUUUCGAUCUCACUUCUGUACUGUUGCCUGCUUGUUUAUACUAACCAAGUGUUUAGCUCACUUUACUACUACAUCACCGUUGCAACACGGGUCAUCAUGACUGUGGUGAUCCGUGACAGAUUUGCCAGCGAUAUCACAGGGGAUCCUGUUCAGAAGAAUACAGCCACACGCAAAAGAGAAACUACGCAUGGCAGGUCAAUAAUGUCCUAUGUGGGAAUUGCGAUUGGUCUCUUUAGUCGUCUUUCUUUAGAUAUAGACGUUCCUGUAGAUGAGGUUACUGAGUUGGGAAAAUUAGGAAGAUAGAUAAUAAAACAUAUCUAUCCGUGUGUUUUAGCCAACUGUAGUUAUAUACGAGAGGGUCCAACUUCACUACGACCAUAAUCCACC
Molecule: messenger RNA, 2417 nt
Organism: Fusarium verticillioides 7600
Lineage: Eukaryota; Fungi; Ascomycota; Sordariomycetes; Hypocreales; Nectriaceae
Exons: 6
Coding region: 427-2010 (527 amino acids)
Biological process (GO): regulation of DNA-templated transcription
Molecular function (GO): zinc ion binding; DNA-binding transcription factor activity, RNA polymerase II-specific
Source: RefSeq, a predicted model, not a curated record